GCCGCUCAUAGGCCAGCUCAGCCUCUCUGAGGGCUUGCUUCUUGCAGAAAGGCAAAGCAGGCAGAAAGGCAAAGCAGCCAGGCUCCCAUAUUCCCUCACAGAGAAGCCUUUUUCUCAUCUUUGUUUCUCCUAAAACACCUGGAGUGAGGAAAACCUCUGUGUUUGGCCAAGCAAAAGAUACAGAAUCCGUAUUUGAAAGGGUUCAGCUAAGAGUGGCUACUCAGCACAAAAAGGGGGACUUGUCAUACUUCUUGGAAGCAGCAGUUGAAUUCUUGAACAUAGUAUGAUUUAGAAGCCAUGGGCUGUGGGAAUUCUGCCUUGAACAGCAAGAAAUCUGAGAAAGUGUUAAAAGCUGCAUUAGUCAUCCAGAACUGGUACCGAGGUUACAGAGCUCGGCUGAGGGCCAGACUGCAGUAUGCUGUUGCCAUCUUCGAGUCCAUUGAAUAUGCUGAUGAACAAAGCCAAAUGCAGCUAUCUGACUUCUUCUCCUUCAUGUUGGAAAACUACACACAAAUACAUAAGGAUGAUCCAGAAUUAUCAAAUCAACUUCUUGAAAACGCCAAGGAUAGACAGGAGUAUUUGGGGUUGAUAGAGGUCCCAGAUUCCUAUGAUGGCCCACGACUGCAUUUUCCCUUCAAUUUUACUGAUAUUGCUUUACUUAUUGACGCAUUCAAGCAUCAAAAGACACUUCAUGCUUAUUAUGUCUUAGAAGUGCUAUUUGAAACCAAGAAAUUACUGAAGCAAAGGCCAAAUUUCACUCAUCUGAAAACUUCUGCUUCCAAAGGCCUAACAAUCUGUGGUGAUUUGCAUGGAAAACUAGAUGAUCUUCUCUUGAUCUUCUACAAGAAUGGUCUCCCUUCAGAGAACAAUCCAUAUCUCUUUAAUGGUGAUUUUGUAGAUCGAGGAAGAUAUUCCAUGGAGGUCCUAAUGAUCCUACUUGUGAGUUUUCUUGUCUACCCCAAGGACAUACACUUGAACAGAGGGAACCACGAAGAUUUUAUGAUGAAUAUGAGGUAUGGCUUCACAAAAGAAAUUUUGAAUAAAUAUAAGAUACAUGGGAAAAAAAUCUUGCAAACCUUGGAAGAACUCUACACCUGGAUCCCAAUUGGGUCUAUCAUUGACAAUGAAAUCCUGGUCAUACAUGGUGGGAUAUCCGAAUCCACAGACUUAAACUUACUCCACCGCAUAGAAAGACACAAAAUGAAAUCUGUGCUGCUACCUCCAUUGGCAGGAAGUUCCAUUGAGCCAGAGAAAAAGAAAGCAGGCGCAAUCAUCCUGUCAGGGGGAGUCCCAUCAAAAGAUUCCUCUUCUGAUCAGUUAUCGAAGCAUGAAUGGGAACAGAUUAUUGACAUUCUCUGGAGUGACCCCAGAGGCACCAAAGGCUGUUUUCCAAACACAGGCCGAGGAGGGGGCUGCUAUUUUGGACCAGAUAUUUCUACCAGCAUACUUAAUAAAUACCACCUGAAGAAGAUCAUUAGAUCUCAUGAAUGUAAGCCUGAAGGCUAUGAAAUCUGCCAUGAUGGGAAGGUUAUUACUGUGUUUUCUGCUUCUAAUUAUUAUGAAGAAGGCAGCAAUCGAGGAGCUUACAUCAGACUUGCUUAUGGCAUGGACCUGGAAUUUUUCCAGCAUCAAGUAACUACUUCAACAUGCUAUCAGCCUCUUCAUCAAAGGGUGAAUGUUAUGGAAAGCAGUGCCAUCAGGAUAUUAAAAGAGAGAAUUAUUGCACGAAAAACAGACCUCACUCAUGCUUUCCAAGUUCGAGACCACAGUAAAUCAGGAAAACUUUCAGUGACUCAGUGGGCUUUUUCUAUGGAGAGCAUUUUGGGGCUGAAUUUACCAUGGAGAACCCUGAGUAUGCAUCUGGUCAAAGUAGACAAAGAUGGAUACGCUGACUACAUGACCAGUUUCCAGGAUAUCCGCAUUGAAAAACCAGUGAAAGAGGCUGAAUCUGCUAUAAUUGAAACGCUGUAUAGAUACCGAACUGACCUGCAAAUUAUAUUUAAUAUCAUUGAUUCUGAUCGCUCAGGCCAAAUAUCCAUGGAAGAAUUUCGGAAAAUGUGGAAACUUUUCAGUUCUCACUACAAUGUCCAAAUUCAUGAUUCUCAGAUUGAUGAGCUUGCCAACACAAUGGACUUAAACAAAGAUGGAAGCAUUGACUUCAAUGAAUUUUUAAAGGCUUUCUAUGUUGUGCAUAAGUAUGAGAAGGAUAACAUAUCAAAUACCAAGCAUUCUCGCUACCAGUAAAGGCUUCCUCUCGGGCUCCUAUAAACAGCUGAACUCAAAUAAUACUCUUUCCAGGACUCUUGAAAUUCAAAGUAAUAGACAAAAAGUAGACUCCCUAUAUAUGCCACAAACAGACUGAAUGCUUGAAACCCUUAACAACCUGAUUUGGUAAGAUAAGGUUAAACAUCAGUUGGUAGGAUUUGCCUCCAGUGGUAGGAUUCAUACAUUGCCAGUUAGAAACUUCGUUUGAGCCUUUUGUGGAUUUCUUGGAUGCCAUCGAACUGAGAGACCAGUGCAGAUUAGAACCAUGCUGAGAGGAAAGCAGAGGACCAGAGAAAACUAUGAAGUGCAACAUCUGGAAGUGACCGAGGGAAAAGGAAUAGCAAACUAUUAAUAAAAUAAGCUGCUUCCAUAUUCAAAGUGGUAUACUUUUUUGAGAUUCCAUAAACCACUAAUCCUCUGGUGGGAGAAACAGCCUUCAGGGAAGGGAUCCGUAUCAGUUUCCUGUGGGAAACUAUAGAAAAAAAAGUCUAUUUUUGUGUUAGAGAUCAAAGUCAAUGUAUUCACAUUGAGUCCUAUAAUUAAUACUAUUUAACAUCAUUGAUAAGAUGACUUGAUUAUAUAAAUAUUGUAAAAUUCUGUUAUUCUGAUUUAAUAUCAAACAUAGUAAGAGAUUUCUGUUUAUAGGUAAGUAUAGGUUUCAUUUUUUUUAAGUUUUAGGACUUUAGGAUCUAGAAACAAAUCUGAAAGUCCCCUGCUACACACUUCAGACAUAAUGGCUAAAAUACAGUAAAUGUCUUUUUUAAGUGUAUAACAGAGCUUACAGAAAAUUAAAAGAAAACCCUGGGGGGCAGAAAAAAGAGCAGAAUGAAAAUCAUAGCAAUAGUAAUAUCAGA
Molecule: messenger RNA, 3119 nt
Organism: Octodon degus (degu)
Lineage: Eukaryota; Metazoa; Chordata; Mammalia; Rodentia; Octodontidae
Gene: Ppef1
Product: protein phosphatase with EF-hand domain 1
Exons: 18
Coding region: 298-2244 (648 amino acids)
Biological process (GO): detection of stimulus involved in sensory perception
Cellular component (GO): nucleus; cytosol
Molecular function (GO): iron ion binding; protein binding; manganese ion binding
Source: RefSeq, a predicted model, not a curated record